AUGGCGGAAGGAUGUCUGAAAUUUCUUGUCGUCAUUUUCUGGAGUUUUUGCUCAUCUCUGGCUUUAAAAGACCACUUUCAUGAAGAGCUUCUCAUCAAACCUUUAGCAACAGGUCAUGUGUAUACGUAUUUUCAGUUUACAACGUUAUGGGAUGUGGAUAUCAAAGAUCACGAGGCUUUUUCACAUUUUGAUCUUUUCCCAAAGUCCUUUGGCCAAAUUGUUGAUAAGUAUUCUGUAGAGGAACUGCACUUGAGUCUGACACAGGGUCAUUGGAAGAGUGAUCUUUGGGGAUACCCAGUAGUAUCUGCACCACCAGGGGCGGAACUAUGGGUGUGGUUCCAGAACAAAGUCAGAGACAGCGUGAAUGAAAACUGGACUGGCCUAACGCAAGCGCUAUCUGGCCAAUWUUGUGCUUCGUUAAACUUCAUUGAUACUAAAACCACAGUUUCACCAAAGUUUUCAUUCAGAAGAGAAGGUGUAGCAACAUCUGAUAGUCUAAACUCAUCACUACUGAGAUAUUCAGCACUGGGAAGAGAGAUUGUUUGYACAGAGAAUCUCACUCCAUGGAAGAAACUCUUGCCUUGUGAUUCAAAGGCUGGCAUUGCAACCUUGUUCAAUGCUUUGUAUAUAUAUGAAGCCAAUUAUCACUCAAUGGGUAUUCAUUUAAGGCCUGUGUGUAAGGAUUCAGCUUGUCAAACGUUAUCCCUGGAAUUAAAGCAGACAGUCUCAAUUGUAUUUGACCCUUUGCUCAGAAGUCCAACAACACUAGACUGGUCUUUCAGAAAGUUAUUUGCUCAGGUCAUCCGUUCUGAAUGCCCUCUUUCCUCMYCAAGUAGAGUGYUUGUAGAUAUUACAAGGAACAGUACUGGUAAUAGGUUUACACUGAAGCCUCCACCAGCAAAUACAAUUACAAGGAAAAUGCCUGGGGAAAUGGAUCAACUUUAUGCUGUGUAUGAAGUCAAGGAUUUAGUCAGCUCAAAAAGUGAAGGAAAUAUUGUAUUCAAAUGGAAGGAAAGAUAUAGCAAAGUCCACCCACCACAACUUCAUGCUCAUAGGUUUAUAACAGGAUAUGGAGAGAAGAAGGGAGGAGUUAACUGUUUGAUAUACAACAACCACCCAUCAAAACCACUUCAGGUUGUCUACUUUGAAACCUUCCCUUGGUUUGUUAGGAUAUUUCUGCACACACUCAAGAUUGAAAACAAUGGAAAAACCAUCAAACCAGAYAAGYUACAUGUUAUUCCAGCAAAAGACAGAGAAAGGUCAUACAUCAUCGARCUUCUKUUCACUUUGCCUGCAAAUUCRGUAACAAAGAUGAGUGUACAAUUUGAAAGAGGAUUUUUGAAGUGGACAGAACAUCCACCAGAYGCUCAUCAUGGGUUUUAUAUUAGUUCAUCAGUGAUAUCUGCAAGGUUGGACACCCUAGCCAAUUUAACUGCUGGUCCACUCAAAUUUUCUCUUCUCUUUCCAAGGUCAGCAACAAGAAGUGAUAACAGCGAUGGCUUUGUAAGAYUCCACACAGAAACUUUACUUCUUGCUCUGCCCACACCAGACUUUAGCAUGCCUUACAAUGUUAUAUGUUUGACUUGCACUGUUGUAGCCAUUGCCUUUGGCUCUUACCAUAACCUUUGCGUAAGACGAUUUGAAGAUAUCGACAGCAAAGAGGYAAAUGCAUCUCCUUUGGCUAGACUCAAGGUUCAACUUGGAAAGGUUAAAGAAAAGAUAUUUGGCUCCAAGAAAGYKGRUAUAUCAGARGAAAAGAAGACAAAAUAAGUUGUGGAAAAUAAUGGUGUACACUGCAAGUUUUGUGUCAGAAGAUGAGGACAGCAAAAACCAUGAAAGAAGARAAAGACCUACWGUAGUAAUCAUGGAAAAUGAUGUWCUCAGUACUCAGGAACACUUCUUGAAAGUUGAUAUUAAAAUAAAAUCUUCACAUCAUCAAACUGUGUAUUACAGUUGAAGGAAAAAUGUUAAAGG
This is a messenger RNA of Exaiptasia diaphana, 1974 nucleotides long. Its product is annotated as GPI transamidase component PIG-T. The transcript has 13 exons. The coding region runs from base 1 to 1770 and encodes 589 amino acids. NCBI's taxonomy places the organism in Eukaryota, Metazoa, Cnidaria, Anthozoa, Actiniaria, Aiptasiidae. The record is from RefSeq and is a predicted model, not a curated record. Gene Ontology annotation, cellular component: GPI-anchor transamidase complex. Gene Ontology annotation, biological process: attachment of GPI anchor to protein.